UCGCCGCAUUGGCUAGCCGGGGCUUCAGUUUGAGUCGCUGCUCCUGACCGGUUCAGGAAAAGUCGUCAGUAUCACCCAUUUGUUGUGCUACUGGGAAGGAAGGGGUUCUUCUCAUCAUAUGUUGUCGUUUCUCUUUGCACGGUCAUACGCGCGUCGCGGCCGGCGGGCGAACAUGCUGCGACUCCGAGGACGUUGCGCAGUGCAUGCCGCAUGCGUACGCCGCCGUCUCAUCCAUGAAUACUACCAACCGCGGUGUUUCCCUCGCACGUACAGUGCAGGGCUCGUCCGCCUUCAUCUUCCCUCUUCAAGACUCCGCCUUAGCCUUCGGCACAGCGUCCUUGCUUCGAUCGUCGUUGUGCUGCCCAUUCAGUAUCAUCACGGUCGUUCUUUAUCACUCUUAUCUGCCGUUAUCUGCCGCAUCGAUACUCAUCGACCGCAUGGUGCUGACCAUUUUCAGCCGUUGCUUUGUCCUCGAGUGGACCCACAAUUGCCCAAAUCCGGCAACCGAGGUCGCAUCGCGCCCUUGCGGAUCGUGGCUGCGAGUCAGGUGGGCCGUGCGAAUCUUUGGCCAUGGCCAUUGUUCCAAU
Messenger RNA from Rhodofomes roseus, 587 nucleotides. RefSeq lists its product as uncharacterized. The record is from RefSeq and is a predicted model, not a curated record. NCBI's taxonomy places the organism in Eukaryota, Fungi, Basidiomycota, Agaricomycetes, Polyporales, Fomitopsidaceae. The transcript has 3 exons. The annotation marks the transcript as partial.